UCAUUAUCGGGCUCAAAAGCAGCCUGUUUCGUUGCUUUAUUAUUUGUUUCUCCUCCUGGUCUCCCCCGCCGUCGAAGGGCCUCCGCGGGGAUGAUGUGUGCGGCGGGUCUGCGGUGUCCCGGCUGCGGCUCCUCCAACGUCGUGGAGGAUGACCUGUACUCUCAGGCUCAGAUGGUGUGUGUGGACUGCGGCUCCGUGGUCUCUGAAGGAACUCUGGCCCAGGACCCUCUCGACGGGACAGCUGUCAGCUACAGCAGGUCCACAGCCGUGUCCAAAAAGCCCUGUAGGAACCUGAUAGAAGGUCUCCAGCGCGUAAAAGCUAUAUGUAGAAUCCUCAGGGUCAACGAAUCCAUCGAGGAGCUCUCGGACAAGUAUUACAACCAGGCGUACCGGCAUCAGAGCUUCAUCAACGUCACGCUCCAUAAAAAACACAUUCUGGCCGGCUGCUGCGUGCUCAUAAGCUGCAGGCUGUGCAACUGGCCCGUUACGAUGGGAACCAUCGGCUACCUCGUGGACGCAGACCCGGUGGAGGUGGGGGGGAUUUAUCAAGAUAUGGUGAAAGUUCUGGACGUCAACGCUCCGAUCGUCUGCAUCACUGAUGUAAUGCAGGCUCACAGCCAAGAAUACAAAAUCAGUGCGACUGAAGUUCCCGACGAGUUAUCGGAGAACUCCCGGGACCUGACCAAGCGAGCCGUGGCGCUGGUGGAGCUGGCGGCGGACGCCUGGAUCGUGACGGGCCGUCAGCCCACCCCCAUCAUGAUGGCGGCGGUCUAUUUAGCCUGGCAGUCCCUGAAACCCAGCAAGCUUCGCCUUGGCUUCUCUCUGAGCAGAUUCUGUCAGCUGGCCAGAGUGAAACAGCACAAGCCUGCGAUGAAGAGAGUGGCCGAGAUGAAGGAGGUUCUGUGUAAGCUCGGCAAGGAGCUCCCCUGGAGCAGCGAGGCGGUGACCCCGGACAGCGUUGUCCAUCAGGUGGGGGAUAUUCUGCAGAACAGGAACGUGCUGCUGAGGAAGGCGCUGGAAAGCCACGAGGAGGCCCUGCAGGCCAGCAGGACUGAGGAAGCCGCCGCCUCCCAGAUCCCCGAGCCCGGCGCUCAGACUGCAGAUGAGCUACCUGUGCAGCAAAACGGAAAGAACGCUGAAAGGACGGAGCAAAGACGAGACGGAGACGGUGAUCCACGCACAGGACUGCAGCGCCUUGACAGUCCUGACUCGAACUGGGGUAAAAGAGAGCUGUUUGCUCCCCCGUGUGUGAUUCACUGCAAGAGGAAGAGAGUGGAGCAGCCCGACGUCCUCAGAGACGUCACCGGAGACGAGGAAAUCUCCGACAGCGAAAUUGACUCGUACAUCCGCAGCCCUCAGGAGUCCCGAGAAUUUGCGCUGUCACAGAGGAUAUUAUCUGAAAUGAAGAAGCCGUAAUGAGUUUUGCACCGAGGAUGAAGCUUUUUUAUUGCUCCAGUAAAGGCACAAAAAUGGUAGUUUUCACUUGUUUAUUUAUUUUUUUUUCUAAUUUGAGAUGUUCAUCUUCAGUCCAAAUGACAAGCUGCAUGUGGUUUUGUUGCUGUUUCUCCCUACUUUGAACUGCAUAAAAAAUUAAUACACAGCUUCUGACGGCAACAUGAAAGUCCCAGCAGUGUGUCAUGUUUUUGUUUUCCGGGGUUUGUGAGAUUAAAGACAUUUGUACAACCUCUCCCUCAUGUUUUAAAUCAUUUGGUGUUUUGGGGUGUUUCAACAAGCUUUCAGAAUACCUAAAGUGCUACAAGUGCAAGUAGAGCCUAAAUGAAAGCUGUUUUUAAAGGAACCUUCAAUCACAAAUGUUGCCUGAUUAUGUGUGUGUUAUAU
Salarias fasciatus (jewelled blenny) is the source of this 1839-nucleotide messenger RNA. RefSeq names its product BRF2 general transcription factor IIIB subunit (gene brf2). Gene Ontology annotation, cellular component: transcription preinitiation complex; nucleus. NCBI's taxonomy places the organism in Eukaryota, Metazoa, Chordata, Actinopteri, Blenniiformes, Blenniidae. Gene Ontology annotation, molecular function: TBP-class protein binding. The transcript is spliced from 4 exons. Gene Ontology annotation, biological process: DNA-templated transcription initiation; transcription preinitiation complex assembly. The record is from RefSeq and is a predicted model, not a curated record. The coding region runs from base 91 to 1416 and encodes 441 amino acids.